GUCACCGAGUUCCACCUUAUCGCACCCGUGAGCAACAGAUCCAGCGUCACACCUUUCUGAACCGCGUAGGAGAUCUCUGCUCUUCCGCCAUAACCGCGUUCUACCUUCUCAGACUCUUAUUGCUUUUUUUAGAAGCACUCUACCGCGGCCUACCGUUCCUAGGCACCUUCCGCCAGUUUCAGCCUGACUGCACCGCAUCACAACCUCCUAACCGUCACAGCCAUGGCGCUUCAGGGACAUGAUAUCAAUGACGAGCUUCAGCUUCACUCCGCUAACGGCACGCUUCAGCUACACGUCUCUAACGACGCCACUAACGACGCGCUUCAGCCGCACGUGGCCAACGUCGACGGCGGCCUAACCCUAGCACAGGCUCCUGUGCCUAAAGCCGAAAAAUCCAAAGUCCUAAAUGGAGCAGCAGCGGAGCGCUACAAGCUUCCCAUGGUCGUCAAUUCCCUACCGUCCGAUCAAUCGACCGACUCCGUACCGGGUAAGCGGCGGCCGAAUCUUGUCACCGGGCUUCACGGCGUGAAGGUCCUCUACGGCCGGUUCCAGAGCUCCAUCGAUUUCGACGGCCAGCGACACACGCUGGGAACAUGGGAUGACCCUAUGGAAGCGGCCAAGGGGUACGCGGCCGCGGCGUAUAUGAUUGUCCACUUGGGCGUUCGCGCGGUGUCGGCGAUUCUGACGGAUGAGGAGCAGGCGUGCCUGAAACGGAUGUCGCACGACGAUUUUAUCACGAUCUUGAAGUUCCCCGGCGCGUGGAAGCAGUGGCAGCGGUGGGAGGAGCUGAUGCCGCGGUGGCGCGCGCACUACGACAACCUGGCGCGCAAGCACGGGGAGAUGGACACCGUGCGCAUAGGGCGGAAGAAGCGCAAGACGAAGGCGCUGUUGGAGUCCGCUCCGCACGUAGGGAAGUUCACAGCAGCGGCGGCAAUGAACGGCCUGCAGACUCCGAUGUUUGCGUUGGACCCCGGCAUGCAUGUGGGGGGUGUUGUGGAGCAGGGGGGGGGAGGGGAGGCGGUUGGUGUUGGGGGUAUCGGAGGGGUAGGAUGCAUUGAAGGGGUGGGAGGGAUGGGGGGUGUUGGGGAACCAGGAGUGCUGGAGAAUGGGUAUGGUGGAGGGGAAGGGGAGGAGGAGACGGGUAGCAGCAUUGAGGGUGGCCAAGCUUCAAGGAAGAGGGCGAGAGGAAGGCAUGUGUGAGAAGAGGUAAAUGGGGGGAAGAGGCACGACGAGGUAAAUGGGGGGAAUUGUGGGACAUGCCAUGCCAUCGAGAUUGGCAAGUGAAAUAGACGGGAUAUAUGGUUGUUGGAAUUGCUGGUGGUUCGUCCAAGCUUGCUAGAUAGGAAGAUUGUUAUGCUUUAGCUUAUGGAAUAGGAGGGCGGUUCCGUCAAACCUUAUUUUCUAAUUAAUAAAUGUGAGCUGUUUUG
Closterium sp. NIES-67 is the source of this 1427-nucleotide messenger RNA. The record is from the annotation of a GenBank genome assembly. Lineage: Eukaryota; Viridiplantae; Streptophyta; Zygnematophyceae; Desmidiales; Closteriaceae.